AUGAUGGGCGCCCGUCUCACGGAUCCCCACUGGGCUCAUUUGUGGGAGGACCCGUCCUCAGAAACUAUCAUAGCUAAAGCUACUGACCGGGUUCCCUGGAACUUGGUGACUGGGCGAGAUAUCAAACGGCACCAAAAAGUCAUCAACCGCGUAACCGGUCAAGUCGUUGGGUACGCGCGAUGGAUUCUACCUCCCAUUCUGGCAAAAAACAACGAUGUCUGGCUGGAAGCCCAGGUAGCUGAGGUGACUGCAGCGGAGUGUGCAGCAUAUGAGAAGCAAUACCAGGCGUGCACCAAAAAUGGUCGUGCGAUUGGCAUGAAGAGCGGGUCAAUGAUGAGUUAUCGCAGCGCGCCCCUGGAAGCCGUCGAUGCGCGAAUCAGGCGAGAUGGUCCGUUUCUGACGCUGGAUUACUUGACCACAAACCCGGUAUUCUGGCGCCGGGGCAUUGGUAGUAUGCUCGUGCAGAGCGGGCUUAAGGUCGCAGAUCAGCACGCAAUCAAGACCUAUGUCAUGUCUGAGCCGGCUGCCUUAAAGCUCUAUCUUAACCUAGGGUUCAAGCUGGUAGAAACAGUGUCUACCGACUAUUCCCAGUACGGUGGAACUGAGCCUAUGGUUCAUUAUUUCCUCAUCCGCGAACCUUCCCUUUGA
Talaromyces marneffei is the source of this 648-nucleotide messenger RNA. RefSeq lists its product as uncharacterized. The record is from RefSeq and is a predicted model, not a curated record. The coding region runs from base 1 to 648 and encodes 215 amino acids. The transcript is spliced from 2 exons. Gene Ontology annotation, molecular function: acyltransferase activity, transferring groups other than amino-acyl groups. NCBI's taxonomy places the organism in Eukaryota, Fungi, Ascomycota, Eurotiomycetes, Eurotiales, Trichocomaceae.